AUGACAGUGAUUAUGUUCCCUCGUUAUAUCAUUCCCUUUUUAUUGGGUUUGAUAUUAUGUGGUGAUGUGACUGAAGGCAAUAUCCCACCGCAUCGGUGUGACUUCGGCAAGUUGAUGAAAAACAUGAGUAUGCGGGACCUUCCAGUGGUGGGUGAGCCUCCAGUACCUAAAGGAGAUCUGGUGCAUGCGAUUGUUACGAGUUCAACGGCAGGAUGGCAACCCAUUCGAUUUAAGGUUUUUAAAUCGGAUAUUGAGGAUCGGAGUAAAUAUUGUGGAAGUGUGGGUGAAACUCGCUCUAACUUUAGGGGUACCAAUUAUCAGUGUAAUACUGAUUCCUUGCUGACAAAGGAAAAGAAAUCUCUUCUGUCUGUUGUUAUACCGGAUGCACUGAAGAUGCACACUGAUCGCCUCAUGGUACAACCAGUUCAGGGCCCAAUUAAGGUUCCUAAACUGCAGUCGUUUUGCAAUAAUUUCAAUAUUCCUCAGGAUCACUACACUACAGGUGUUUCCGGUGCUGAUAUGGUGUUAUAUGGUGCCGCUGGUCCAAUGGGUUCACCUGCAGCAUGGGCAGGUCCGUGUUCGAGGCUCAAGGGAAAGCGCCCUGUUGUUGGUGUUUUCAAUAUUGGACCUGAAGUGCUGACUUCUCAUGAUAGUAGUAUGCGUGUGACGGCACAUGAAAUUGCUCAUGCUCUUGGAUUUGGUUUUGAUAUCAUGGAGGAGCUGAAGCUUGUGGAAAAGAGGAAUGAGAUCCGUGGUAAGAAUGGUGUAUGGGUUGUAAAGUCACAAACUGUGGUGAAGAAAGCGCGACUAUUUUAUGGUUGUGAUACGUUGACAGGUAUGGAGCUGGAGGAUGAAGGUGGUGAGGGAACUGUAAAAUCACAUUGGGAGCGUAGGAUCGCAAUGGAAGAGAUGAUGGCUGGUUUGAAAAGCAGCGAUGGAGGCCGUUAUAGUGUGCUAACUAUGGCAUUAUUUGAGGAUAUGGGUUUUUACAAAGCCAAAUGGGGAACUGAAGAGGAUAUGCAUUUUGGUAAAGGACGAGGCUGUGAUUUUCUGGAAAAGAGGUGUGUAGAGGAUGGAAAGAGCAACUUUCCUGAUGUGUUUUGUACGUCGGAAACAAAGCAAGGUGAGAAUAUUUGUACAUCUGACCGUACUGGGCUGGGGUCGUGUGCAAUUUCUACUUAUAAGUCCUCACUACCUACGCAUUACCAGUACUUUUCUCAGAGCAACAGGGGUGGUCCCGGUGAACUGCUUGAUUACUGCCCUUACAUACGUGUCUUCUCGAAUACCGGCUGCACUAAUGGAGAUCCGAAGACAAUGUGGGGAAGUCGUAUUGGACCUAACUCGCGGUGUGUCAAAGCUACGGGUCUAAAGCUGAAAAACGUUAUAGUUGCAAUGGCUGAUAUUUGUGUUGAAGUGAAUUGUAAGCCAGAUAUUCUUCAGGUGCGUUUUGUUGGUGACGACCAAUGGCAUAAUUGCCCUGAGGGAAGAAAUGUGACAUCUAAUGUGACAUUCUCCAGCGGUUCUAUUCAGUGUCCUAAAAAGUCUGAGUUGUGUGCUUCAAAGGUGGUAAAGCAAACCACUUCGGCACAAAAGGGACAAGGAAAGGGCGCGUCAUCAUGGUCAGCAUAUUCAUGUUAUUUAAUGUGGAAUAUGCUACUCUUCGUUUCUUGCUUUUCCCUAUUAUAA
Trypanosoma brucei brucei TREU927 is the source of this 1686-nucleotide messenger RNA. RefSeq names its product Gp63-1 surface protease homolog, putative. The record is from RefSeq and is a predicted model, not a curated record. Gene Ontology annotation, biological process: cell adhesion; proteolysis. Gene Ontology annotation, molecular function: metalloendopeptidase activity. Gene Ontology annotation, cellular component: cytoplasm; membrane. The transcript has a single exon. The coding region runs from base 1 to 1686 and encodes 561 amino acids. Lineage: Eukaryota; Euglenozoa; Kinetoplastea; Trypanosomatida; Trypanosomatidae.